Molecule: messenger RNA, 1144 nt
Organism: Platichthys flesus (European flounder)
Lineage: Eukaryota; Metazoa; Chordata; Actinopteri; Pleuronectiformes; Pleuronectidae
Gene: gtf3ab
Product: general transcription factor IIIA, b
Exons: 9
Coding region: 70-1023 (317 amino acids)
Cellular component (GO): nucleus
Source: RefSeq, a predicted model, not a curated record
GUCCUGCCCCUUUACAACUAGUUUUUCGUGUGUGACCACAACACCACAUCUGACAUAUCUUUAUUAAAGAUGGGGGAGAGGUUGCAAACUCAAAAAAGCUACGUUUGCUCAUUUUUCGAUUGUGAUGCUAAAUUCACCAAGUCCUGGAAGCUUGAGGCUCAUCUUUGCAAACACACAGGAUUGAAACCGUUCUCCUGUGAGAACUGUGACAAGAGCUUUUGCACUCGCCAUCAACUCAACAGACAUGAGCUCGGCCACAGUGGAGAGAAACCACACAAGUGUGUGGCUGCCGGCUGCUCAGAGGCCUUUGUCACAAAAACCAGAAUGAAGAACCACAUGGCUCGGGUUCACCAGCACCAGGAGAAGCCAUACAAAUGUGACCGUCAGGGCUGUGGAAAAGAUUUCAAAAAGAGGAACCAGCUUAAAUCCCACAAGGGCGAGCACGAUCAGCUCCUGCCCUUUCAUUGCACUUUCAGUGGCUGCACAAGAGAAUUUGCCUCUCACGGAAAACUGAAGCAUCACAAGAAUAUUCAUGAAGGUUACCCCUGUGAGGCGGACGCGUGUCCUUUCCAAGGAAAGACGUGGACCGAAUAUGUGAAGCAUCGAAAAGAACACAAAGUCAAGCUGCAGUGUGACAAGUGCAAGAGGCAGUUCAACAACGCCUGGUUCCUGCACCAGCACGAUCUGCGCACCCACUCUGGAACUGGGAGGAGGCUGCCGUGCCCCAGAGAGGGUUGCAAGAGAAACUUCACGCGUCGUUUCCACUUGGAGAGUCACGUCCUUGGUGACCAUGACGGAAAGAAGCCGUUCAGCUGUGCCUACGCCGGCUGUGGGAAGAGCUUCGCCAUGAAGGAGAGCCUUUGGCGACACGGAGUGGUGCAUGACCCAGCAAAGAAAAAGCUGAAGAACCUGCAUCCUAAAAAGAGCCAGCAGGUCGGACCGGCAGCUGCAGCCAAUCAGGCGGAUGCCAACGAGCUCGCUGCUAGGCUGAAGAACACAACUUUACAGGAUAACAAAUCUUGAGGCUGCAUAUUAUCUUUAUAAAUAUCCACUUGGAUGCCUUUGUGAAUGUUGCAACAAAUUUCAGUUGAUUACUUUAUUAUUUAUGCAAAUAUAAAAAUAAAGCCUCGUUAAUACAGCAAUA